AUGGCGUCGUCGGUCGGCGGUGGCGCCGCCACGGCCAAGCACCCAAGGGUGCUGCUGCCGUUUACCUGCGACGCUCUGCGCAUCCCCGAAGAGCUUGCCGCGGAAAUCGGCGCCAGGGAGGCCCUCGUCGUCGGCCCCUCCGCCGGCAAGGUCAAGCUCUGGCGCGUUGAGGUCGGGUGGGACGGCGACGGCGCGUUCCUGGGGCGCGGGUGUCUGGAGUUCGCGGAUGCGUGCGGCGUCGACGCCGGGUGGCUCUUGGUCCUCCGGCACCGCGGCCGGGGCGUGCUCACCGUCAAGGUGUUCGACGCUAGCUGCAGCAGCCUGCAGCCGCGGUUGAGGCAACCACAAGUGGCCAAGGCACCCCUAAUACCUGCUAAGUUUAUGCAACAGUACAUCCCCAAAGAGCACCUGAACAAUCGUACAGCCAUUAUUUUCGGCCCCCUUGGUAAAGUUCCUCAUAUUGAGAUCGAGAUGAAUCAGUCAGAUGUGUUCUUCUCAGGUGGCUGGUCACAGUUUCUGGUGUUACAUGACAUCACUGAAUCUAAUGCUCUGCUGCUGAGGUAUGAAGGCAACAUGGUGUUCACAGUCAAAGUGUUUGAGCCUGAUGGAUACCAGAGAGAGUCCAAGACCAAAGACAUCAGAAUGCAGCAAAUAUCAACAUUAUCAGAUAUUGAAGAGAAGCAGGAAGCACCAUCAAUUUCCAUUCAGAAGCAUUACAAGAAUGAUUUGUCAAGCAACGAUGGAGUAAAGAAACCAAAAGGCCCUGUGAUGCGUUUGACCAAGGCACCAUUUUGGAUAAAAUCUGUGUUUGAGGUUGGGCCGUCAUCAUGGAUAAAGAAGCAGGUCAACGCCAACACUCUUCGUGAACUUGUAAGACCAUUUCCCUAUUGA
Messenger RNA from Panicum hallii, 891 nucleotides. Its product is annotated as putative B3 domain-containing protein Os04g0347400. The record is from RefSeq and is a predicted model, not a curated record. Gene Ontology annotation, molecular function: DNA binding. Lineage: Eukaryota; Viridiplantae; Streptophyta; Magnoliopsida; Poales; Poaceae. Bases 1 to 891 code for a protein of 296 amino acids. The transcript is spliced from 5 exons.